Messenger RNA from Lichtheimia ornata, 2982 nucleotides. RefSeq lists its product as uncharacterized. NCBI's taxonomy places the organism in Eukaryota, Fungi, Mucoromycota, Mucoromycetes, Mucorales, Lichtheimiaceae. Gene Ontology annotation, cellular component: nuclear envelope; cytosol. Gene Ontology annotation, molecular function: small GTPase binding. The transcript has 19 exons. Gene Ontology annotation, biological process: protein import into nucleus. The coding region runs from base 1 to 2982 and encodes 993 amino acids. The record is from RefSeq and is a predicted model, not a curated record.
AUGGCCGACCCACGCAGUCAACUCCUUGGCGUACUUCAUGAAGCGACAUCCCAAGAUCUUGCAAGGAUUCGACAGGCCGAACAGCUACUGAAACAAUGGGAAAAUGAACCGCAUUUCUUCGCUACUCUUCAGAGUAUAUUCCACGAUCCGGCUGUGGCUCACGACGUGCGAUUCCUUGCUGGCAUUUAUCUUAAAAAUGGCAUCAACCGUUUUUGGAGAAAGACGGCAAAGAAUCCUAUCAAUGCGGAGGAAAAAGCAAUCAUUCGGCAGAGGCUGCUAUGUUUUUUCUCGGAGCCUAGCAAGAAGCUCACUGCUCAAAACGCGGUCAUUGUCGCUCGUAUCGCAAGGAUGGAUUAUCCUCUGGAAUGGGCUGAUUUGAUGCCUACAUUGAUUCAAGUGAUUGAAGAUCCCGGAGCAAACAGCGAAGCACAUCUACGCUUGAUCCAUGAUCGCACCUUUGAGAUGCUCUAUGAAGUACUUUAUGAACUCAGCACACGACUCUUGUCUUCCGGCCGCAGGCAAUUCGCAGAAGUAGCACCCCGAAUAUUUCAGACAGUGGCAGCGACCUAUGAUAAUUAUACAAGCAACACCAUUUCAGAGCUCAUAAAGGGUGCAAUGGCAAAUCUGGAAUUGGAGCUCAAUAUCGUGUCAAUGUGCGUGAAAUGCUUGCGGAUUCUAUUGGUUAGCGGUAUUCAUGAUGUGCAUAAAUUUGAUGAGACCAAGAUGUUCAUUACCAUGAGCAAAGAGCGCCUAGAGAACUACAUGAAGAUCUACCCGCAACUUGGUUCUGCAACAAAUCCAAAGACCCACGAAUUGAUACAUUCAGUCAUCGAAGAGCAUGGAGCACUAUACUUGGCACUACAAAAAGCACAUCCGGUUUCGUGUGUUCUUUGUCCUGCAUGGCCUGACAUUUUGGGUUAUUACUGGGAGCAUAUUGUGCAAGAAGGCAAGCGUUUAAUUGAUCAAUAUCAAUCAGAAACAACCACACGGGAUCCUGGUUUCGAGCAGUUACUCUUGCAAGGAAUGUUACUUAUCAAAGAUACCAUCAAAAUGGCAGCAUCUACCACUGAGAGCACAUCGUCAGACAUACUCUCUGUGACGGACGAAGAGAAAGCGCUUGAAGGCGAAGCACGUGGUAUCCUGCAAACUCGAUUGAUUACUUCCGAAUUUGUCGCUCGAUGUGCCGAAGUCCUCGUUUCACAAUAUAUGCUCUUGACGCCAAGUGAUAUGGAGAAUUGGGAAGACGAUCCUGAAGGCUUUGUGAAUGCGAUGGAUUCAGAAAAUUGGGAAUUCGAACUUAGACCUUGUGCUGAAAUGACCUUUAUGGAUCUUUUUACACAUCACCGCGAUCAAUUGUGUCCUAUUAUUCUAAAUCUGAUUGGCAGUGUCACAGAUGUAUCGAAUUAUCGCGAAUUUCUAUUCAAGGAUGCGGUUUAUGCCACACUUGGACUUAGCGUGCAAUCCAUCUAUGGCCGAUUUGACUUUGAAGCAUUUCUUACCAACCGGCUGCUACCGGAGAUAUCAAACAAGGAUCCUAGUAUGAAAGUUCUUCAUCGCAGAAUCGCAUGGUUGCUUGGAAAAUGGGUUAAUGAAGGCAUCAGCGCUGAUUCCCGAGUGCUUGUGUACCAGGGUCUCGUGGAACUCUUGUCAAGAGAGGAUAUGGUUGUACGCUUAACCGCUGCUCACAGCUUGCGGCUAGCAGUGGACGACUGGGACUUUGAAAUUGGCAUCUUCCUACCAUACUUGGAGUCAUCCAUGGAUUUAUUCUUGAAGCUACUGAAUCAAGUUGAGGAGACCGACACAAUUAUGAAGCUCAUAUCGGAUUUGAAUGCCAUUACGGAUCGAACGGGAGCUCAUAUGAUGCCCUACAUACCAAAGAUGUUGGAUUUGCUCGCACCUUACUGGUCACGAGCACAAGAAGAGCCUUUAUUUCAAUCAGCAUUGGUUGUCACUUUCACAAAGAUCACUGGGAUUCUCCAAGAACAAUCCACUCAUGUACAUUCUCUGUUUUUACCAAUCGUUCAAAGCUGUGUCGAUCGCAAUAAUAAAGCGCAUGUCUACCUACUUGAGGAUGCUUUGGAUUUAUGGUGGACGCUACUGCAAACAACCCCGACACGCACACCUGAGAUUUCUAUGCUUAUUCCCGUGGCUAUAAGUCUGAUGGAUUAUGAUACCGAGUGUCUCCCUAAAGUGCUGAAAAUCUUGGAGAGUCAUCUUUUAUUGGAUGGUGCAACGAUGAUCCAGCAAUAUGGCGUGCAACUAUUCUCGAAUCUAGCAGUUUAUGUUGGAUGUGCAAAAUCAGGAGUAGCAUCUCAUAUUGCUCACGCUGGAGAAACCGCAUUACUCUCGUACGAACCAGCAACAUAUCGUGAAACCUUGGCGCAUUCAGGAUUUCUUGUAAAUAUCAUCGACGUGCUCUUAAAGGAGGAGCUCUAUGCCCACAAAAUCAUGUCAUACAUGACCGUGAUUGCAAGGCUUGCUAUUUGCGAUGCUCAAUUCCUUCUCGACUUUCUCCAUAUGACUGGUCAACAACAUGGGAUGGCUGGUGAUACGUUCUGUGGCGAGGUGCUUGACAAAUGGAUGGACAAAUUUGACAACAUUGGACACCCACAAACGCGAAAGUUACAUUGCAUUGGUUUAACCAGCUUGCUUUCGACACGUAAUCUCACGGUUCUCGCGAAGCUACCCAACAUUAUGGCCAUAUGGAUUGACGUUCUUGCAGAAGCGAAUGAUUCAGAGGAAGAUGCCUUCUUGUAUGGUGAACCUGAUUUAGCAAGCGACAUAGCCGAACUUGACGAGUCAGCCGAGAAAAACCGAAAAUUGAUGUUUCGUAAGCAGGAUCCGAGCUACGCACUAGACUUGAAAAAGAUGGUGAUGCAGACAUUGGAAGUGUGCGACGCAAAUGCAUCAGCUCAUGAGGGAUUUGAUAAAUCAGAAAUCGAUCAGACGCUACUCGAUCAGCUUAAUAAGCUUCUAGCUUAG